Molecule: messenger RNA, 840 nt
Organism: Vicia faba (fava bean)
Lineage: Eukaryota; Viridiplantae; Streptophyta; Magnoliopsida; Fabales; Fabaceae
Source: the annotation of a GenBank genome assembly
AUGCUCUGUAACAGCCACCCAAGCAAACAACGUCAAUGUUACCUUUCCUACCAUCCUCUUUGCCGAAGAUUCGUGGUGGCAAAAGGUGGCACCAUCGUCUUCUUCGGUGUUCACCAACUUAAAAUCAACAAAUACUCACUCAAAAGCCCCACCACUCUCAUCUUUCAAGCACUUAAAUUCUUCCCCUUACAUUACUUCAUCAUCUUCUCAUUUUCCACUUUUCUUCCAUAUCUCUCAUCAAAACUCACUCAUAAUUUCUCUUCUUCUUCCACUUUAUCUCCUUUCAAGAGUUUGAGUAAGAGAAUGCGAAAUUUGAGUUCACUGAAGCGAGAAUUCUUAAAGAAAUGGAUAAAGGGUCUAAGAAAAUACAACUCUGAAAAGAAGAACAUGAACUUGUUGGAGAGAAAGAAAGCCAUAAAGCUUUCUGCAGAUAUAGCCAUGGCUUCGACUAAAGACAAAACUACCCUUUGGAGAAAAGCAUUUAUUACAAACACUUCAACAAGCAUAGAUCAACAAGACAUAUCAACAUCAUCACCACAAAAGAAGAUAACAAAGAAAAACUCGACUAAUUCGUGUCGGCUUUAUCGAAAAAGGAUAAUUGGAAGCAGAAAGAUCUUGAGAAGAAACCGUGUGAAGGGAAGAGUGGAGGCAAGGUUUAUUGCAACCAAGUUGGUUAAGAAAAGAACAAGAACGCUCAAGAGUUUGUUACCAGGUGGAAAAUUCAUGGAUGAUGCUUGUUUGGUUGAUGAAACCCUAGAUUAUAUACAGUCUUUGAAAGCUCAAGUUGAAGUCAUGAGAUGUCUUGUUACUGCCUCAGAGCUCUUCAUUAAUCCACCGUAA